GAAGAAGAUGUAUUCUCGCGAGAUCUCGUGACACCAGCAGCCGGCAGCUCCAUCAGAAGCCUGUGUAGAAGUGAAGAGAACAUAUGGAUGCAGUUUGUUGAUGAAGCAACAUAUAGCGCGUCUUCAGUCAUGUGCGGGUAGAGACAACACAACGGUGGCUUCAUCAUUUAAAGUUUGUCAUACAUAAUAACUGAAUCUGAGACGCUGUGUGUUCGCUGCUGGCAUGUUGCUAUUAGCAUGUGCUAAUGUUAGCUUUGUACAACGUGAAAAACUCCACCGUGAUUACUAAGUAUUUCUCCUAGUCCAGUUUAUAUCACCUUGUCUCCAACAAUGAAGUGUCACUACGAAAUACUGGGGGUGAAAAGAGACGCUGGAGACGACGAAUUGAAGAAAGUGUAUCGUAAACUGGCUUUGAAAUGGCAUCCUGAUAAAAACUUGGACAAUGCUGAUGAGGCCGCAGAGCAGUUUAAGCUGAUUCAGGCAGCUUAUGAAGUCCUGAGUGAUCCACAGGAGAGAGCAUGGUAUGACAAUCACAGGGAGGCUCUGCUGAAAGGAGGAAUAAGUGGAGACUAUGAAGAUGACAGCAUUGACCUGCUGCAGUACUUUACAGUUACCUGCUACUCUGGCUUUGGAGAUGACGAGAAGGGCUUUUACACAGUCUACAGGAAUCUCUUUGAGUCCAUUGUUAAGGAGGAGAUGGAGAAUGUAAAGGUUGACGAUGAGGAAGAGCAGGAGGAGUUUCCUCCCUUUGGAGACUCUCAGAGCGACUAUGAUACCGUAGUUCACGUGUUUUACGGCUACUGGCAGAGCUUCUGCACCCGUAAGAACUUUGCUUGGAAGGAGGAGUACGACACCAGGCAGGCCUCCAACCGCUGGGAGAAAAGGGCCAUGGAGAAGGACAAUAAGAAAACCAGAGAGAAGGCCCGAAAAGAGCGCAAUGAGCUUGUGCGACAACUGGUUGCUUUCGUGCGCAAGCGUGACCGCCGUGUGCAGGCCCACAGGAAGCUGGUGGAGGAGCAGAACGCAGAGAAGGCCAAAAAGAUGGAGGAGAUGAGGCGGCAGCAGAGGCUCAACCAAGCCAAACUGGCAGAGGAGUACAAGGAGCAGAGCUGGGCGGCCAUGUCUGAGCUGGAGAAGGAGCUGCAGCAGAUGGAAGCGCAGUACGGAGAGGAGUUUGGAGAUGCAUCAGAGAGCGAGGAUGACGAGUUGGAUGCUGAGACACAGGAGAAGAACGGUGAAGAGGGAGGAAAUGCAGAGCAGGCUGAUGAAGACGAACUGAUGAUUGACUAUUACGAUGAUCUGUACUGCCCGGCCUGUGACAAAUCCUUCAAAUCAGACAAAGCGAUGAAAAACCAUGAAAAAUCCAAAAAGCACAGAGAGAUGGUAGCACUGCUGCGGCAACAGCUGCAGGAAGAAGAUGACUCACUUGGUUUGAACCAAAAUGGAAAAGAUGGAAAAGAGGAGGAUGAGGAGCAGGAAGAGGAUGGGGAGGAAGAGGAGGAAGAAGACAAGCCAAGGCAGAAGCUGUCCAAAAAGCAGAAGAGGAAAAAGAAGCAGCAGAAAGUAGCGACUCAGAGUGCUGCAGAGGUGGUGGAGGAGGAGAAACCAACACCAACACCAACACCAACACCAACCACAACCACAACCACCCACGAGGAAGAAGCUACUGAGAAGGCAGCAGAGCCCACAGAGCCUGAGAAGGAGGAGGAACUCCCUCCUGUAGAAGUCAAGAGCAGCUCUGUGAAGACGAAGGGGAAGAAGGGAGGAGGAAAAGACAAACCGAAGAUCGUCAAGUCUAACACGGGAGCAGAGCAGAUUCCUGAGAUGGAAGUCAUUCUGCGCUGUGUGACCUGUAACAACGAGUUCCCCACAAGAAACAAGCUGUUUGACCAUCUGAAGACGAGCGGCCACGCCAUUGCCGUCUCUUCAAACCCUCCUCACAGCUCCAUGAGUAAGAGCAAAAAGGACAAGAAGAAGAACAGAUAGCACCUGAGAAAUUUGGACUCUGCAGGGGGAACGGGUUAUCGUGAUCCGUGGAGGGAGACUUAAAGAGGACGCCAAUGGACUGACUGAUUAUGAAUCGUCCCGAUCGGAACAUUGUGAGCAGUUCUACCAACCUCUACCAGGAAAUUAUGCAAAUAUCUGAACUGAUGAACCAGCUUUCAUGUGUAUGGAAUUCACAUUUGAUCCCUUUUAUCAGAUCCCUUACCCUCCUUUGGUUUAUCAUGAAGAGGUCUUGGGUGGUAUUACUGAAUUACAACAAUAAAGUGAUACUGCAUGUUGGUAUUAAUACAACAACUUGAAAUGACAUGCAUUAAUACUUCAACUUUCAAUUUUUAACAAAUAUUUAAUGUACAGUAUGUCGUUUUAUUUUGGAGGAAAAAAAAACAAUGUCUUGUAUUUAAGCAAAUCUGUUAAGCACUGCAUUUGAUUUAUCAAACAUGGCGUUAUUUCUUUCAGAAAUAAAAGCAGUAACAAGAAAUAAACUGAUCACCGACUGUACAAUAAUCAGAACAAUGUUGAUUCAAUAGAU
Notolabrus celidotus (New Zealand spotty) is the source of this 2533-nucleotide messenger RNA. It is a transcript of the gene dnajc21, whose product is annotated as DnaJ heat shock protein family (Hsp40) member C21. Bases 331 to 1986 code for a protein of 551 amino acids. Gene Ontology annotation, molecular function: zinc ion binding; nucleic acid binding. The record is from RefSeq and is a predicted model, not a curated record. The transcript is spliced from 12 exons. Gene Ontology annotation, cellular component: cytoplasm. NCBI's taxonomy places the organism in Eukaryota, Metazoa, Chordata, Actinopteri, Labriformes, Labridae.